Molecule: messenger RNA, 2853 nt
Organism: Trifolium pratense (red clover)
Lineage: Eukaryota; Viridiplantae; Streptophyta; Magnoliopsida; Fabales; Fabaceae
Product: protein EXECUTER 1, chloroplastic
Exons: 13
Coding region: 274-2418 (714 amino acids)
Biological process (GO): response to singlet oxygen; singlet oxygen-mediated programmed cell death
Cellular component (GO): thylakoid membrane
Source: RefSeq, a predicted model, not a curated record
GAUAGGAAGGAAAAUGUAAUCCUUAUCCCUUUAUUAUUCCUUCAAAACAUUUUCAGCGGUGAGUAUCACCCCAAAUAUUUAUCGACAGUGAAGAUCAUAACCUCAUCAUGUUUCACACAUUGUUCCCUUCCAUUAUUAUCACACAUCAUUCAGCUGCUACAACACUAACUAACACAUACACACCAUAUCAUAGCUUCAUAUAACAAACAUUUUCCCAAUUUUCUUUCUCAUUUUCGUUCCUUUCUCUCUCUCUCACACACACGCACACACCACAUGGCUUCGAUGAUUCCAAAUAUCUCUUCCCCAAACCUCACUUUCCCGAAGCAAAACCUCUCCUCCGUUACCUUCCCUCUCAAACGACCUUCACUUCUUCAAUUCCCUUCUCAACCUUUAUGUAUCUGUCUUAACUCCGUCUCCGAUGACAACCACAACAACACCAACAACAACAACGACGCCACCAACCGCCGAUGGGAUUCUAUGCUCAACGAAUUCCUCACCGGAGCGAUCAAACAAUUCGAUUCUUACAUGAACUCUCUCAGAAAAGACCGCUCUACUGCUAAAGACCGCACUGAUGUUAACGAUGAAGAAUGGGAUUGGGAUUGGAAUCGUUGGCGUCAGCAUUUCGAUCAAGUCGAUGACCAGGAACGUCUUCUUGUCAUCCUCAAGUCUCAGUUACGUCAUGCUGUAUAUGUGGAGGAUUAUGAAGAAGCUGCUAGGGUUAAAGUGGCGAUUGCAGCUGCAUCUAACAAUGAUAGUGUUGGAAAAGUGAUAUCUCUUCUCAAAAGAGCCAUAAAAGAAGAGCGGUACGGUGAUGCAGCUCUUCUAAGAGAUAACGCUGGUGCUGGACUUGUGGGUUGGUGGGCUGGUAUUUCAAAAGAUGUGAAUGAUCCACAUGGUUUAAUUAUCCGCAUAACUCCAGAGCAUGGAAGAUAUGUGGCAAGGAGUUAUAGUCCUAGGCAACUUGGAACUUCUGCUGCUGGUGUUCCUCUAUUUGAGUUUUUUCUUACAAUGGAUAAAAAAGGUGACUUCAAGUCGCAGGCUGUGUACCUAAAGCGAAAAGGGUCCUACCAUGGCCCCCCAACAACGUCCACUAAAACAUUGGAUGCUAGUGGGAGAUCAAGUUCAAUGGAAUCUACAGAAGACAGAAGUGAGCGGUUUGUUGUGAGUACUGAAGAUCCAGAAAGUGAUGAUGAUAGGAACGAUGGCUCUGACCCUGCUGAGGGAAUGCCUGGAUUUCAGAAUGUCUUGAAAGAUAUGAUUCCUGGUAAAAAGGUGAAGAUUUUCAAAGUGAUAACUCCAGAGAAAGUAGACAAGGAUAUGGUAUCUAAGGUGAUUGAGCAGUUAUUUGCAGAAGAAGAGAGUGGGGAUGAAGAUGAAGAUGGAGAAGAAGAAGAAGAAGAUGGCAAUGAAGAAGAUGGAGAAGAUGAUGGCAAUGAAGAAGAUGACAAUGAAGAUGGAGAUGAAGAUGAAGAGAAGGAAAGUGAUACUGAAAGUCUGGAACUGGAAGACAUUAAGAUGGAAACUGAGCGAGAGGGAGAUGAUGAGAUUGAGAUAAAUGCUGAUCUGGGAACUUUUGAAAUUGAUGAACAGAAUGAAAUUGCUGUCAAAGUUGUCAUUAGUGGUCUUGUGCAGAAACUUUCCAGCAAUUUAUCCCCUAGAGAUUUGCUUCGAGUUGCUGCUAAGCUGGAGAUGAAGGGUCGUCGUUCAUUUUCCUUUACUGUUGAAAACGAAGUCGGCCAGCUGAAUGAUCGUGACAAAGGGAAAUAUUCAUCAGAUAAAUCAAUUAAGUUUCAAAGUCGUCGCAGAGUUGAUCAUGUUAUUUCUGACCUUGCUAAAUUCAUUGGCAAGGAAAAAGUACCUGCAAAGGUGCUGAAAGAGGUAGGAGAAUUGAUAAGUCUCACUCUAAGCCAGGCUCAGAAUCAUCAACCAUUAUCCGGGUCAACGAUUUUCAAUCGCAUUGAAAUACCAACUUCAUUUGAUCCUUUAAACGGCUUAUAUAUUGGUGCAUAUGGUCUUUACUCCUCUGAAGUUAUUCAAAUGAGACGUAGAUACGGUCAAUGGCAAGAGGAUGGUAGGGAGGAGACUUCGGAUCUUGAGUUUUAUGAAUAUGUAGAAGCCUUGAAACUAACUGGGGAUCCUUAUGUACCAGCUGGCCAGGUGGCAUUUCGCGCAAAAGUUGGAAAGAGGUAUCAACUUCCACAUAAAGGGAUAAUUCCUGAAGAAUUUGGAGUGAUUGCUCGCUACAAAGGUGAAGGAAGAUUGGCUGAGCCAGGGUUCCAGAAUCCUCGAUGGGUAGAUGGUGAACUUGUGAUACUUGAUGGAAAGCACAUAAAAGCAGGGCCUGUUGUUGGAUUUGUGUAUUGGGCCCCUGAGUAUCAAUUUUUGGUCUUCUUCAAUCGGCUUAGGCUUCAACAGUAGGGUUUCAAUGUUCAUACUAUCAGAGACUUGUAAAUUCUUUCUUCAGAUUUCAGCGUUUCGAGGAAUGCUAAAAUCCUGUGCUUCGAUGGAAGAUAUCAUCCAUCACUGUAGACUUUUCUGGUUAAGUGUAAAAUAGCUUUCUGCCAAGCAGCAUUGUUUUUGAGCAUUGGGCUGCUUGUGUAUUCCUAACUCAACUUAUUGGAUUCAUAAUAUCAGCACUACACGCGCAGUGCACUUCAUUUCAUGUAUUGUAGAGGUGUAAGGUUCACAUGGCAUCCUUCAUCAAUUUGUACAGUGGUCGGAAUUAUUCUUAUGUUAUAUUCCCUUGUAUCAUAAUUUCAUAAUCGGGUGUAGUCUUGUGUUCAGGGUUUCAUUGUUCUUUCUGUUAGGAUGAAUCAAAUAUUUCAUUACAGGUCGCAUUAUUUCAUCUUCCCA